This is a messenger RNA of Protobothrops mucrosquamatus (brown spotted pit viper), 2462 nucleotides long. RefSeq names its product haloacid dehalogenase-like hydrolase domain-containing 5. The transcript is spliced from 8 exons. The coding region runs from base 1 to 1362 and encodes 453 amino acids. Gene Ontology annotation, cellular component: mitochondrion. Gene Ontology annotation, biological process: glycerophospholipid biosynthetic process. The record is from RefSeq and is a predicted model, not a curated record. NCBI's taxonomy places the organism in Eukaryota, Metazoa, Chordata, Lepidosauria, Squamata, Viperidae.
AUGCAAGGCCUGCUGCCCCUCCUCUGCCGGCGUCUUCAGAGAGCCCUGGCUGCGGGAGCUCCGGGGAGGGUCAGGCUUUGCCACGAGGCUCCGGCUCCGGCUCCGGCAGCUUCCGGAGGGAGCAAAGGCAGCGCCCAGCUAGGUGUACAACCUACCUUUGGCAUUCUGUUUGAUAUCGAUGGAGUAUUGGUACGAGGAAAGACCCCAAUUCCUGCUGCCCGAAAAGCCUUUCAAAAACUACUUAAUUCUCAGGGACAACUUUUGGUGCCUGUAGUAUUUGUUACUAAUGCAGGAAACUGCCUUUGUCAGAAGAAAGCAGACCAGCUGUCCCAUCUUCUUGAAGUUCCAAUUUCCAAAGACCAAGUUAUGAUGUCCCACAGUCCUUUGCAAAUGUUCAAACGUUACCAUGACAAAUGUGUUCUUGUAUCAGGACAAGGCCCACUCCUUGACAUCGCUGAGCAUCUUGGAUUUUGUCGGCCUAUUACAAUUGACAGGUUGCGAGAAACUUAUCCCUUAUUGGACAUGGUAGAUCAUGACAGAAAACCUAAAGUUUUGCACUUACCCACAAUGGAAUUUCCCAAAAUUGAAGCAGUUAUUUUGUUUGGUGAGCCAGUGAGGUGGGAAACCAACUUACAGUUGAUAAUAGAUGUUCUUUUGACAAGUGGCUAUCCUGGAAAUCCUUAUCAGAGAACUUAUCCACAUAUUCCUGUAUUGGCUUGUAAUAUGGAUUUGAUGUGGGCAGCUGAAGCUCAAUCCCCAAGAUUUGGGCAUGGAACAUUUAUGGUUUGUUUGGAAAAUAUUUAUAAGAAAAUCACUGGAAAAGAAUUGAAAUAUGAAGUAUUGAUGGGAAAGCCUAGUGAAGUGACUUACCACUAUGCAGAGUACCUCAUUAGGACUCAAGCAUCUGCAAAGCAGUGGAAGAGCCCUAUUGAAACAUUGUAUGCCAUUGGGGAUAACCUGAUGACAGAUAUUUAUGGUGCUAAUCUUUACAACCGCUACCUUGAAGAGAGGAUCUCUAGAAGAAGUUCUAAGACUCAUGUCCAGGCCAAAGCCCUGGGGGGCACGAGGUCUGCCACAGUUUCUCAGGAAGAGGAGAUUGAGAAUUCUUGGGAAAAUGAACUUGCAUCAGCUACUGCCACAAGAUGUAGCUCGGUUCUUGUUUGCACCGGAGUUUACAACCCUCACACAGAGGUGCCUUCUGAUACAAGGGUUACUGAGACUGUCUUCCACGGGCACAGAGAUUUCAGAUUUGAUCCUGCUUUAGUAGAACCAAACCACACAGUGUUAGAUGUUGAAGCUGCUGUUGAUCUCAUCUUCCAACUGGAAAACUUUGCACCACAUGAAAACUGCAGGACUUCCUAAUGACUUUGGGAUACUGUUAGGUUCCUUUUCCUUCUGAAAAAUCUAGAGGGUUGCUUAAUAUCAAACAGUCUCUAACAUACUAAUGUUUUUAUAAGUAAUGUUUCUACUACAAUUCUAAAAAAACAGGACACUACAUCCCAUAUAUCUCCUUUCUGUACCCUGAUUUAUUUUAGUGACCAACACUGUUGUGAAUUGUACUUUUCCAUGAAUUGUCUUCUGCAUACUGACUUCAUUCCUAGUUCAGAGAUCCCAGUUUCCAGAUUUGAUCAUUGAUGUCAAAACAUUACGUGUGUUUGGCAGUCAAAAUUGUAAAACAACACACUAUUAAACUCCAUACAUUGCACUGAAUGUAUCCUCUUCCAAGGAAUUAAAAUGUGCCUAUCUGUACUAUCUAACUUUUUUCUUUAUUCCAUCUCCUUCCCUUGGAUCAAUGCUCUGGGUGAACCGCAAAAGCUGCAUGUUGAUGCUUUUCUUGUAUAUUCGGUUUGAGAUUGAAGGACAGAAUUCAUAAGUGAACAGAAAGGUUUUGCCAAGGCAGGUAUACACAUAAUCCAUUAAAAUGAAUGGGGUUUGCAGGACAGCAUAUAGAGUUUUGCUCAAAUCCCACUUUGAAUAAGCUUCCUAAAGUUGUUUACUGUCAGACUUUGCCCUUUGGGUUUUAUUAUUAACCAUUCUGGUGUUUUUGCUGCACUGAACAGCAGAAUUUAGCAGUUCCUUGAUCUUUUAGUUUUAACUUGAGACUCCACAAAGGCAAUCAGGUACUGAUAAGAUAAUGUUUUCUCUUCCUUCUGCUACUAAACGUUACAUUUUUAAUUUUUAAGGACGAUGUAUCUCAUAAAUGUAAACUGUAAAUUGUAUGUCCUAUUCUAUGAAACUUUGUUAACUGCAGCAGUCUGUCCACUAAAAUAUGUUCUAUUUUAAAAAGCACAUUUUUUUAUUCAGUGUUCUCAUCCCCCUUUAAAGUUUUUUUAGUUGGCAGCUAUCAUCAUAUAGUAGAAAAACCAUUAUCUAUAAUUUCUUCAUUUUGUUCUUGAGACAAUUAAAGUUUCCUUACCCUGUUUACUUUUGCUAUGAAUCUGCGUCAAGGAACUUUAUCAAAC